Parastagonospora nodorum SN15 is the source of this 93-nucleotide messenger RNA. RefSeq lists its product as hypothetical. The transcript is spliced from 2 exons. Lineage: Eukaryota; Fungi; Ascomycota; Dothideomycetes; Pleosporales; Phaeosphaeriaceae. Bases 1 to 93 code for a protein of 30 amino acids. The record is from RefSeq and is a predicted model, not a curated record.
AUGCAUGGUGAUUUUAACGCCGCGCAACUUCCCGAAGUUCGCGUCUCCGCCGUCCCCGACGGAAAACCAUCCGGUGAGCUCGUCACGCAAUGA